This is a messenger RNA of Elaeis guineensis (African oil palm), 2023 nucleotides long. NCBI's taxonomy places the organism in Eukaryota, Viridiplantae, Streptophyta, Magnoliopsida, Arecales, Arecaceae. The record is from RefSeq and is a predicted model, not a curated record.
CGUGCGGGUGGCAUCUUAAGUCGCGAACCCCUUCCCUCUCGCCUCUCUUUCCUCCCCGCAACCCACCUGUCGCGUUCUUCGAUGCUCGACCCGCGCAUCGCCUCGUGGAUCCUCGAGUUCGUCCUCCGCCAGCCCGUCGAAGAUUGGCUCGCGAACGAGCUUCUCUUCGCUCUUCCCCUCCCUUCCCCCAUCCCUCCUCGCCUCAAAAAAACCUUCCUCCUCCGUCGCCUCUCCUCCGACGUCUCCCACCGCUCCCUCGCCGGCAGCACUCUCUUCUCCCUCGAGCUCAUCGAAGAGCUCGACCGCUCCUCCGGCGCUGACGCCCCCUCCGACUCCCUGGCCGCCGCGUAUGCGGCCGUCGCCGUUGAGUGCACCGCCCGGUUCCUCCGGGGACGCUUAGACGGUGACCGCGGAGGGAACUUCUUCGAAGCCGUCAACCGGAUAUGGAGCUGCCGAGUGGCCGAUCUCGAGAGGUCGGAGGCCGCCGGCCUGGUCUCGGCGACGCUGAGGGAGGCGAGGAGGGAGAUGGAGGAGGCUGUCGUCAACCCUAUCGUGAGGGUCGGUCUCAUGGGGAGGGACACCAAGAUGGCGGCUUUGGACGCGGUUAGGGUUUAUUUGGAGGAGGCUGAGAAGGAGAUGGGCCCUCCUUAUCUUGAGUGCGUAGCGGAAACGGUCGGUGAGGAGUGGAGGAGAAGCUCAGUAACUGGGAGUGAUGGCUCUGUGGGGGAAUUGGAUGCGAAGUUGCGAAAUUUGCUAGCCCGUCAGGUCGAAGAUGGGAGAUGCGAUGGUCCACCUGAUGGUGAUAGAGCAAAAUCAUUUGGAUUGGUGGAACUAGAGAAGCUUGAGGAGAGUGUGCUGGAUAGGGGGAAGGAUGCACCUAAACAAGGUGGCUGCUCUACUGACAAAUUUGAACGCUUGCCUGCCACUGCCGCUGAAGUUAUGAAAGCAAAGAAUGUGUUUAGAUCAAGUGUUUUACCUGCUAAAAUAGAUAAUAUGAAAGAAAACCAAAAUCAAAUGGACUUAAAUCCUGUGUUUUCUGUCAAUGACUGUGCUGGUAAGGGGAAUGAAAGUGAUCAUGAUGCAAUGUCUCAGCAAAAUCUCAUGGAUCAAGAUCCAUCCGAUUUGAAGCAUGUGGAAGAGAACCGAGAAAGGGCAUUCUUGUCUUCUAUUGACAAGGGUACUAAAGAUGGCAAUCCCGGCACCUGUACAUGUACCAGGGAUAACAUCGAUUGUGCUGGAGCACAGAAGCCUAGUUUAAUGGAUUGGAACCCAACUGCCCGUAGAUUUGAGGAUGAAGAUUUCAGUCUAUCUCCAUCUGAAAAUUCACCUAAUCCAUCAAAUAAUCUUCGGUUUCCAAGCACAAAGAGAAGGAAGUUUUCUUUAGCAUUGGAAGACAAUAGAACAUUCAUCAUACGUAGAAGAAAAAGGAAAUGGAGUUCACUGGAAGAGGAGACUUUGAGGAAAGCUGUUGAGAGGCAUGGUGCAGGGAACUGGAAAUUCAUUAAGAGUUGCCAUCCUGAAAUUUUCAAAAACAGGACAGAGGUUGAUUUGAAGGAUAAAUGGAGAAAUAUGAUGAGGGACCACCAUCCGAAGAUUAUCCUUUUGGGUCAUGGAAAGAGCUUGAUGACACUUUCAACCAGAAGGUGACCCACAAAUUCAAGUUUAUCUCUUUUUUGUCUACAGAGAUCUAUUUCAUCACUUCCCAUGUUUUGUAGAACUGAUUAAUUCCACCAUUUGGUAUGGUUAUUGAAGGCACAUACUCACUACUGAUAUAGCUAGUCAUUCUUACCUCUAUUUAUUGGGUAUUUCUACGUUUGUUGUUUUCCCAGUGUUUGCAUGCUGAUGCUGGUUUUGCCUUUCUUGAAAUCGGGUAAAUACUUGCAUGAAUUAUCUCUGCUUCACAAUUAAUCCUCUGCCUACAAAUUAUCAUUUUCAGUUGCUUCAUUAUGUCCAAUACAAUUCUAGGUGUCACUUCUUCUUGGUCUUAUUACAUUUAUGCCAUUAUUAUCAUUGAUAUUCCUUU